Messenger RNA from Cyprinodon variegatus (sheepshead minnow), 1515 nucleotides. Its product is annotated as protein ADP-ribosylarginine hydrolase-like. The coding region runs from base 165 to 1232 and encodes 355 amino acids. NCBI's taxonomy places the organism in Eukaryota, Metazoa, Chordata, Actinopteri, Cyprinodontiformes, Cyprinodontidae. The transcript is spliced from 8 exons. The record is from RefSeq and is a predicted model, not a curated record.
GUACUCCUGCGCCAUAAAAAAAUGAACAGAAGAAUCUCGUGGGGGCUUUGCUAGCUUGACUGACCGUUUGUUUCUUAUAGACUGACCGCAGUGCCUCAGCCUCGGUGUGAACAGAACAGAGUGUCCGCCUCUUGGGCUCUGAUUUCGGGGAAGGACGCUCAGCAAUGGACCGAGUUGCCACUUUGGAGCAUUACAAAGCAGCCAUGGUGCUGAGUGGAGCUGGUGAUGCUCUGGGUUACAGGAACCAGCUGUGGGAGUAUAAUGAGUCUGGACCUGCUAUUCACCAGGAACUGGAGGAGCUUGGUGGGUUGCAGAACAUCAAGGUUGAGCUUCCUGAUUGGCCAGUGAGUGAUGACACAGUUUUACACCUGGCAACUGCUGAAGGACUUGCAACAGGGAAAGCAGGGGAGGAGCUCCUGCAUGAGGUGGCUGCUCGCUACGUGGAGGCCAUGAAGGACAUGGACGGGAGGAAACCAGGGCCCUCAAGCAUUCUGGGUGUUUCUCAACUGAAGCCUGGGGAAGAAGGGGGUUACAGAGUGCCAUAUAACCCAGACGGUACCGGCUGUGGAGCAGCAAUGAGGUCCAUGUGCAUCGGGCUGAAGUAUCCAAGGCCUGACCAGCUGUUGUCCCUCGUGGCUGCCGCCGUGGAGACGGGCAGGAUGACCCAUCCUCACCCCACUGGUUUCCUGGGGGCUGUGGCGUCGGCUCUCUUUGCAGCGUACGCCAUCCAGCGCCGGCCGAUGACCACCUGGGGUCUGGGCCUGAUCAACGAGGCCGUCCCCACAGCACGGAUGAUCGUUCAGGGUCGGGGGUUCGCCGUGGAGGAGACGGAGCGUGACUGGAACUAUUUCUGUGAUAAAUGGCAGUGGUACUUGGAUAUGAGGGGCCUCUCUACGGGAGUGGGACCUUUACUCUGGCCCUCCUCCUACGGUCCAGCAGAGCGGGACGAGGCCUAUAAGAGCUUCAGUCUGUCUGGGUGGGCGGGGCGUAGCGGCCAUGACGCUCCGAUGAUAGCGCUGGAUGCGUUGCUGGCUGCUGGUUCGGACUGGGAGGAGCUGAUGAAGAGAGCUGCUUUCCAUGGAGGCGACAGUGACAGCACAGCAGUGAUCGCCGCCUGUUGCUGGGGGCUUCUUCACGGCACCAAGGGGGUCCCCAUAGGAAACUACUGCAACCUGGAGUACCGGGAGCGGCUGGAACGCUGUGCUGAGCAGCUCUACGCCCUGUCACACUGAAGCAGCAGUGAGGGAAAACAAGCCCGGCUGAAGCAGAACGAGCCAUGUGCAUUGAUUCGGUGUCCUAACAUCUGCCUGUAGGGGACAGUCUGGCCCCCAAACCCAAAGGGUUGUUUGUGUGGCAGAGUGAGGGUGACCCAUGGUGAUGACAGUGUGGCUGGUGUUUCAAGAGGUCCCCCUAGUGGUCAUGUUAUCUCACCUGCAGAGCUGAAUAAAUGUGAUGUAAUGCCAGCGUGGAUACAGAAAGCUCCACUGGACGUUAUCGUCUCAUUUGAGUGACAUG